UUCACCGGAUUUGGUAGUGCAGAAGAUUGGUACAACCGAGACUAAUAUGAAGAAAUUUGUUGUUUUAUCAAUGGCUUUGGCCAUUGUCUUGGGAGCAGCGAUCGAAAACCCGACCAAGGAAGUGGAUACCGACAAAGAAGUAGAAGCCAACGAUGAAACUAAAGUGCAAGCGAAACGUGGUCUCAGUGAUUAUGGUCAUGGAUUUUCUCAUCAUCCUGAAAUGUUAAGUGGAUUCCAGCCGUCUUAUAGAUACGGAGCUCCGGCAAGAUUUGAAUAUUUGAAUCACUAUAAUAAUCAGGCUCACCAACACAUUGCCUAUGACUGGAGAGACGAUAAGCAUACCAUCAUCACCAAGAAGGUACUAGUUCCUUACAAGGUUGAAGUUGAGAAGCACACCAUCACCGAAAAGAAGGUUCCUGUCCAUGUGGACCGCCCAGUGCCAUACCGUGUUGAAGUUGAGCGCAAGGUUCCAGUCUACAUUGAGAAGAAGGUUCCAGUGCAUGUGGAUCGUCCAGUUCCAUACCCAGUCAAGGUUCCGUAUCCAGUUGAGGUCGAGAAGAAAGUCCCAAUCUACGUAGAAAAGAAGGUUCAUGUUGAUCGUCCAGUGCCAUAUCCCGUCGAAGUGGAAAAGAAAGUUUCAGUCUUCGUUGAAAAGAAGGUUCCAGUCCAUGUCAAUCGCUACGUCCCAUACCCCGUGGAAGUCAAGGUUCCAGUAGUCCACAAAGUCCAUGUGGAAGUGCCGAAACCAUACGCGGUCCAUGUCUCGAAACCAUUUCCGGUGUACAUCGAGAAGCAGGUCGUCAAACACGUUGAUCGUCCAGUGCGCGUAGAAGUUGAGAAGGAGGUUCCAGUCACGCAUGUCCACAAAGUUGAAGUUUCAAAACCAUACGCUGUUAUUAUUGAGAAACCAGUGCUGCUUGAAAAGCACCAUCAUCAUCAUCAUGAUUACCAAAAGAAUCAAGACAGUCACGAACAUGUUCAGCAAAAUUCAGCUGCACUGAAGUUGACUGGAUAUACUUCUGAACCUGCUCAUAAUGAUCACCACAAUGAGCAUAACCUCCACCAAGGUGAAGAACAGCAUUACCAGAUACAGCAUUCGUCUCUUCCGGUUUCUGAACAAUUGGUUCAGCACAAGGAUGAACACGACGAUAACGAAGAACAGCAUCAAGAUGCCCAUCAUCAUCAUCAUCAGCAUCACAAUCAGCAACACCAAUACCAACCUCACCAGCAUGAAGAACAACAACACCACAAUCAGGAACAACAAUACCAGCACGAAGAACAACACCACCACAUUUCCACCUAUCACAAACGUGAAUCCAAGCAGUAG
Molecule: messenger RNA, 1327 nt
Organism: Ochlerotatus camptorhynchus
Lineage: Eukaryota; Metazoa; Arthropoda; Insecta; Diptera; Culicidae
Product: involucrin-like
Exons: 3
Coding region: 47-1327 (426 amino acids)
Source: RefSeq, a predicted model, not a curated record